AUGUCUUCCAUAGCAGGAUAUGGAGGGGGCGUUAACGGGUGUCACUACGCUGCCUCCAAGGGUGGCUUGACAGGUAUGAUGAAGAAUCUCUCCACCCGUCUUGCCGAAUACAAUAUCAGCGUCAACGACGUUGCACCCGCUAUGAUUGGUGAAACGGGCAUGAUACCCAAUGCCCAGGCCAUUCCGGAAGUUGCAGCGGGCAUCCCGCUGGGCCGAUUGGGAACGCCAGAGGAGGUUGCAAAUGUGGUGGAGAUGUGUGUGGUGACGGGUUAUUUGACGGGGCAGAGCGUGUUGUUGGCUGGGGGGUUGAAGUGA
Messenger RNA from Blastomyces dermatitidis ER-3, 315 nucleotides. RefSeq names its product 3-oxoacyl-[acyl-carrier protein] reductase. Lineage: Eukaryota; Fungi; Ascomycota; Eurotiomycetes; Onygenales; Ajellomycetaceae. The transcript has 2 exons. The record is from RefSeq and is a predicted model, not a curated record. Gene Ontology annotation, molecular function: oxidoreductase activity, acting on the CH-OH group of donors, NAD or NADP as acceptor. Bases 1 to 315 code for a protein of 104 amino acids.